Messenger RNA from Fibroporia radiculosa, 669 nucleotides. RefSeq lists its product as uncharacterized. Bases 1 to 669 code for a protein of 222 amino acids. The transcript is spliced from 2 exons. NCBI's taxonomy places the organism in Eukaryota, Fungi, Basidiomycota, Agaricomycetes, Polyporales, Fibroporiaceae. The record is from RefSeq and is a predicted model, not a curated record.
AUGGGUCGCGAUCCGACACCAGAGGAAAUACGAAAAAUUGCAAAGAGGGCAAUACGGGCAUUUUCUGACCUUGGAUACGCCUGUUGUCUGUUUGGCAGUACAGCCUGCAUGAUGUAUGGAGUCGAAAGAUGUCCUAAUGACGUAGAUAUCAUCGUCUUCGGGCACAAUCUCGACCCCGAACACUUGAAAAUCGAGCUCGCAAAUGAGGACGACGACUUUUACUUGGCUUUCGCGCGAAGUCGUAAUGCAAACUACAAAGUGGUGUGGUUUGAUCUGUCCUCUGCUGCGGACGAACCUCGACGUAAGUGCAAAGUAGACAUCCUUGUCCCGGGGAUCCUGGAGAUACCCAACACGCCUAUCAAACGCAUCAAGCAUCAGCGAGGAAUGCUCGUCCUGCCCAUCCUACCCCUGCUCCUCAUGAAGCUCAAGGGAUGGAGUGACCACAUCCAGGCUAAACGACCCGAUUUGCGAGCGAAACGACAUGUCGAUGUUGAAGAUAUUGCGGAACUUCUCCGGAUUGCCUGUCGCCGCGGCACCCGUAUCCGCAGUCGCAGCCUUCGAUGGCUACCUCUAGACUUCUUAGAGGCGGCUCAAGAACGUGUUUUAAAGUACACGAGAAAGUUCCCAGAGACGUCGGAACAGUGGAUGCAGCUUGGGUUUGAAACCUAG